Molecule: messenger RNA, 768 nt
Organism: Phasianus colchicus (ring-necked pheasant)
Lineage: Eukaryota; Metazoa; Chordata; Aves; Galliformes; Phasianidae
Source: RefSeq, a predicted model, not a curated record
CCAUCCCAAACAAAAGUAGCUAGCUCUUCCCCUCCACCGUCAACUGUGGCUGAAACAACUACAACGCUCUCGUCAACAACUGAAACUUCAAGCAAAGCAGAAAGAACGACCACUGCAGUCACAUCAAGCCCAACUGCAGCAUCUUCCUCUCAAACAGCUACAAGCUCUCCAGCAGCGACAGCAUCAUCGCCAAAUACAUCCACACUUACGUCCACCUCUUCUCCUGCAACAAGCCCAUCUCCUACAACCACCUCAGCAGCUCCUCUAACCACUGCUCAGGAGACCACUUCUCCAGCUCAGACUACCUCUGCACCAACGUCGAGCCUAACACCAACCUCCACUUCAACACUCUCCACUUCACCUCUCUACACCAGUGCUACUGUCUCCUCCACCCCUGUACAAACAUCCACCACUGCAACCCCAUCUACAUCUGCUCCUGUAUCUACAAGUACGAGCUCUUCCACUCCAGAAGCAACCACAGCACUGCUGACAACAACCACAGUUCCCUCAACUAUGCAAGAAACCUCCAGUCCGGCUGCUGAAACGUCCAGCGCUGCAACAUCCAGCACAGCUCUCACAGCCACUUCUGCUCUGUUGACCAGCACUAGCGCCGGCACCACAACUUCCACCACCAUCUUCACAUCACACACGAGCACCCCUGCAUCUCUGACAAGCACACCAGGCACUACCACAUCACCUCUUGCAGCAACCACUGCUCAGGAGACCACUUCUCCAGCUAGGACCACAUCUCCACCCACCUCUACUUCU